Molecule: messenger RNA, 4680 nt
Organism: Vombatus ursinus (common wombat)
Lineage: Eukaryota; Metazoa; Chordata; Mammalia; Diprotodontia; Vombatidae
Gene: FOXJ2
Product: forkhead box J2
Exons: 11
Coding region: 408-2108 (566 amino acids)
Biological process (GO): regulation of transcription by RNA polymerase II
Cellular component (GO): nucleus
Molecular function (GO): RNA polymerase II cis-regulatory region sequence-specific DNA binding; DNA-binding transcription factor activity, RNA polymerase II-specific
Source: RefSeq, a predicted model, not a curated record
AAGUGGAACAGGGCAGUCCCUCUCCCCUUAAUUCUCCAGCAGACAGAAGAAGCCCUUCACCCCUGAAGGAGUCAGUUUUGAGGGGAGGGGGACUCUCCCAAAGGGGAGGAGACAACCCCAGGUUGGGUGAGGCUCCUCCCCUUCUCCCCAGGAUUACUGCCAAGGCGUGGGGGGUCUACCACCUCCCGCAGGUAGGACCUCCUUCUCCUCCUGCUGCUGCUCCUCCUUCUCGGGGGACUCGCCGGCCCACCCCAGCUUGGGGAACUCGGCAAAGCCCACGAAGAGCUACUGAGGAUGGGGCCCUUGGCCUGCUCCUAAAGAGAGAUAUCCCUUCAGCCCUAAACUCCAGUGCCAGGUGGUUCCCUUCCUUUGCCGGGAGAACCUCUGAGGCAGAACCUGGCAGCACCAUGGCUUCUGACCUGGAGAGCAGCCUCACCUCCAUAGACUGGCUUCCCCAGCUGACCCUUCGAGCUACCAUUGAAAAGCUGGGGGGAGCCUCACAAGCUGGGCCCCCUGGAGGUAGCCGCAAAUGCCCACCUGGUUCACCCACGGAUCCCAAUGCUACCCUGAGCAAGGAUGAAGCAGCCGUCCACCAGGAUGGCAAGCCUCGAUACAGCUACGCCACACUUAUUACCUAUGCUAUCAACUCUUCCCCAGCCAAGAAGAUGACCCUCAGUGAGAUUUACCGCUGGAUCUGUGAUAACUUCCCUUACUACAAGAAUGCUGGCAUUGGCUGGAAGAAUUCAAUUCGUCACAAUCUUUCUCUCAAUAAAUGUUUCCGGAAGGUGCCGAGACCUCGGGAUGACCCUGGGAAGGGCUCUUACUGGACAAUUGACACCUGUCCUGACAUCUCUCGUAAGAGGCGGCACCCUCCAGAUGAUGAACUGUCCCAGGACUCCCCAGAACAGGAGGCAAGUAAGAGCCCACGAGGAGGUGUCGCAGGGAGUGGAGAAGCCUCAUUGUCUCCUGAAGGAAAUACUCAGAUGUCACUGCAGAGCACCACACCCAUCACCAGCUUCAAUCAGGGUUCAGGACCUGUGGAUGGUGCAGUAGUUGCAGCUGGUGGUCCAGGACGAGAUGGGGCUGAUGGGCCACCUCCGUUGUAUAAUACCAAUCAUGACUUCAAAUUUUCCUACUCGGAGAUAAACUUUCAGGAUCUGAGCUGGUCCUUUCGAAACCUUUACAAGUCCAUGCUAGAGAAAUCUUCCUCUUCCUCUUCCCCACAUGGUUUCUCGACUCUCCUGGGUGAUAUGCAGCCUUCCAAUCACAACUACUACAUGUACCAGCAACCACCACAGCCACCCCAGCAACAACAACAACCACCCCAGCAAUCUCAGCAGCAACCACCAGCACAGGGCCCUUCAUCUGUAGGGGGUACCCCUUCACUGCAUAAUCCCAGCCCAGAGGGCUGCCCCCCACCGGGAGGGAAGCAGCCUGGGGCUGACAGCUAUGGAACCCCCUCUGUGAUGGCCAUGCAUCCGCCCCCGCUGCAGCAUGUGGGCUAUCAUCCCCAUCAGCACCACCCCCACCCGCAUCCGCCCCAGCAGCCUCCACCACCACCCCAGCAGCAGGCACCAUCCCAGGCUUCUAUCAACAAUACUGGCUUUGCAUUUCCCCCUGACUGGUGCUCCAACAUUGAUUCCCUGAAAGAAAGCUUCAAGAUGGUUAAUCGGCUUAACUGGUCCAGCAUUGAGCAGUCCCAUUUUUCAGAACUAAUGGAGAGCCUCCGGCAGGCAGAAAGAAAAAACUGGAGCUUGGACCAGCACCACAUUGCCAAUCUCUGUGACUCCCUCAACCAGUUCCUUACCCAGACUGGUCAGCUGCCCCACCCAGGGGGUCCUCACCAGCCACCACCUCCCGCUAGAAUUACUGACGCCUGUGCCCUGACCAGCGGCAAGCAAGAGUCCACAAUAAACCAAGUGAACUCUUAUGGACACCCACAAGCACCCCAUCUCUACUCUGGCCCAUCACCCAUGUACUCUAUGCCUACCCAGGACUCUCCAGCAUAUAACCGUCCAGCACAUCAUCUGGUCCCCCGGCCACCUGUCCCACCUCCUGGUUCCAAUGAGGAGAUCCCUGAUGAUUUCGACUGGGACUUGAUCACUUAGUGUAUCACAGACUGAAGAACCCAGGGCCAGUGGUAGUGAACCCUGGCAAAGAAUCUAGAAAUAACCCCAGUCCAGUUCCCUUUCCCCAAGCCUGUACAUAGAUAUAUAGAUAUAUAGAUGUAUAUCUAUUUCCUCUUUUUCUUUUUUUCUCUUUGCCAGAGAAGCCACUGCAAGAUGCUGCCGAAGAUAACCCUGCCUUCCCUGUCUUUCUCCCCAUUCUUUUAUUAUUAUUGUUAUUAUUAUAUUGUUGUUAUUACUAAUAAUAUUAUUGAUUACUUUGCCGGCCCCGACCUCCAGCCCCUGGUGCCAUGGACCAUUGCCAUCCCCAGGUUGGGCGGCAGGGACUCAAACUUCCACAUCUUGGAGAUUCAGUGCUAAUCCCACCUAUUAGCUCUGGAUUGGUUACUGCCCCUAUCAAACCUCAGUUCAGGGCUAGAGAGAGUAAGUGGAUGGGUCUAAAGGGCUAUGCUGGCAUCAUUGAUCCCAAAGGAGUCUAUGAGGUGGUGCUAUUUCCUCCCCCAUCCUGAAAUAGUUCCUGCCCCUCCCCUCCCCAAUGCUCAGUAAAGCCAGGGCUUAAAAUUCCUGUGAAAAAGAAGCAGGACAAAGUAAAAUAUGAGGUUGGCAGUAAUUGGUGACUAAAAUAGGAAGGUAGGAUCUCAGGAGAUAAGUAGGGUUUUGAUUAGGUAAGCAAAAUCCAGAUUGUUGUGAGACUCUUGUAAAGAGGUGGUGAUCUAUGAGUUUCUGGAAUUGGAUUGCACUGCCAUUGAAGUCAACCACUAUUGUGGCCUCCAGCCCACGACACCAGGAAUUGGGAUUGAUCUUAACUAGUGAACUCAACCCCUGCUCUUGUGGGGAGUGAAUAUAAUCAACCCUAACUUGAUUUCUAGGGGAGAGUUUCUAUUUUACUUUUUUUCCUCAUUCUAAAUCACUUCUUUAAAUCCACAUCUCAUUUAUAUAUGGAAAUUGCCGUCUUUAUAUGUCCACCUCCCACCCAACAAAUGUAAUAUUUUUGUCCAAAGGUCAGUUUUUCAUACUGAUCUUCCCUUUGAUCCAGUCAUUCCUUUGACCUUCCCAGAAGGGAGAGGACCCCUGAGUACCAUAAAUAUCAGCAGAGUCAAACAAAUGGCAUCGAGGUAGAAGGAUUUAGGCUGAGAGGAGAGAAGGUAUCACUGGAAGUAAAAGUGGGGAAUUCCUGGCCGUUUUAGUUGCAGAGGCAAAUGUUCAUCUCUUGGGGUUGGAGGUUUUCCCAUUGGGUUUUUGAAGAGCAUGGAGGCUUAAGAGAGGAAUACAGUGAAGGCAGCAAAAGAGAACAAAGUUUAGUGAUAACUUAUGUCCUUUAACAAUUGGAAGUCAACAUAUAUCGACUAGCUCAGUGUGCUCUUUAUGCCCAGUGAAAAGUCCAUGUUGAGUGUUUAAUUCUGGACUUCAGAGAGAAGAGGAAACUCACUUAUACCUCCACCCCCAUAUAUUUUCACUUUUAAGUAGGAAUGAGUGGAAAUAGGGUGAGGCCCUUUUCCACUUCCUGAAACUCCCAUAUGGGGCCUUCCAUUCCUGUUUCCUGUUCUCAGGAUUUCCAAGACAUCUGUUUCAACUCUGCUUUUUCCCUCCUUCCUUGGAAGGGACUUCAGUUGGGUAUGCUUGCACAAUAGAAAUAAAAUGAAUUGAGGUAUAGGGACAGGAAGAACUAGUCUCUGGGAAUUAGCACUUGUCAGAGGGAAAUGGGGUGGAGGAUCAAUCCAUUGUGUGGCAAGGCAGUAAAACUAGGGUGCAACUGGCAUAAUGUUUCUCAUUCUGGAGGGAGAACCUCUCUUACAAGUGGGGCAUAAUGUCUGUCUUUUAACUCCAUUUCAGGGAUCCAAGGAAGGGGGCCUCCUCUUUUUUGUACUCAGCAUCUCCUACACAGAUUUCAGUGAGGAGUCCCUACUGCUGAUCAUAGCUCCUCUCCCUGUAAAUCCCUUUCCUUUUAGAUAAAUGCAGCAUUUAUAAGAGUGGACUUACUUGCACAAGCAAAUGUACCACCUUGACAGCAAAUCAUCUUUCAGGAAAUAGGCAUACUCCAGGACUCUGAGCAGUCAGAGGGUGUGGGCCCUAUGGAUCAUGACAGGAAUUUGGGUGUCAAGUCUCCUGGGUUCCCAGAUCCCCUCUGCCAAUUUCAGCCCUAUUCUGUUGCAUAGGACAAGUCUCUUUCUGUACCUCAGCCCCACCCUACCUUCCCCAGCCCUCAGUGAAAUGGAGAAAAUACUACUCCUUUGUUGGUUCAAAACUCCAACGUGUGCUGAAGAGGACUGUUGGCUGAACGUGAAAUGUAGUUGUCAUUGUACUGAGUGAUGUGUGAUAGCAGGAGCUCACCGGUGGCAGAAAAAGAUAUGGAAGAGGGAACUGGAAAGUGGUGAGGAGGGAGCAGGGGAGCAAGUAAUUGGUGUGGAUCCACCCUUCCUUGCCUAUCUCCCUUUAACCCCCAUGUGUUUGGUUAGGUGAUUCCCUCGUGACACUCAUGAUGCUUUGCAUCGAUGUGGGCUGGAAAGGGAGGAGUUUGGCCUCACAAGUUUUUUUUUUUUGCAUGCUUUCUUAA